Molecule: messenger RNA, 354 nt
Organism: Peniophora sp. CBMAI 1063
Lineage: Eukaryota; Fungi; Basidiomycota; Agaricomycetes; Russulales; Peniophoraceae
Source: the annotation of a GenBank genome assembly
AUGAAUUUCAAUGGAUCCGACCCCGCCCCCGGGCACAACAUCCCCGCCAUCUCUCACGCGGAGAUCGUGUCGGAGAAGAUCGCCUUGUAUAUCAUCGGCAUGUUUUUUGUGCUGGCGGUCGUAUACUUCCUCGUCGACUUUCUCAAAGGGGACAGGCCCCUGCGAAGACUGAACGCAUGGAUGGACCGCUACGAGGUGUGGCUCGAAGAACGUCGUUCAAGAGGCCUUGACGCUCUCGUCGAUAACUUCGUCGACUUCGCCCGUGCUCUACGCGCACCCAUGCCACGCGCUCCACCGCGCGCGCGCACCGUCCGACCUGUCGCGUAUAUGGCCCCGCGUCCGCGUCGUCAAUGA